CACAGCGCCAAGGAUAAAUAAUCCGGCAGACAAUGCAAUAACCAUUUCAUGGCUCGUCGAAGCACGGGCAGUUGCAUCAUCGCGCGCGGCGCUAAAGAUCGAUGACAAAACACAUGGCGAGGCGGCGCACUCACCGAAACCGCGCUUACGUUCCGGAUGAUGGAUUAUGGGGGUGAUUUACAUUGCGCGCCAUUCCGGGGAUGAAAAUUAUACUCGCCGAGCUUCAGCUACAGUUUCCCCAGCCUCCUUGGAUGUGACCUUCCAGAGCAAUGCGGGCGGCCCGAACGGGAUUGUGAUUUCACGGUUCAUUGCUACCCCGGGACACACAUUCGAUCCGGUAUCGUACGGCGUACACUCGCGAACAUCCACCAGUCCACUGGCGCCCUUGGAACGGCAACCAGGCCCGUUUUAAUCGCGAAAACCGACGCCGCCGAAGGGAAUCAUUUUUGAUUGACGACAUUUAAUUCAUUUGUUCCGAUCGAAGGAACUGGCCAUCCGGUACUCCGGGUUGUACCUGUGCUGCAGCACAUCAUCAGCAAACAAGUUAGUACAGUACAGUGCUCGGUGGCGCCAUGAGACGAACGAGAACUCACAUUCCCUAUCCUAAGCGCCGCUAUCGGAAAAUUCGUGUGCCCGAAAAGGUGUGGAAUUUAAGCGAUUCGGAAGAAAAUGAGAAGGAAGUGCGGUACGAUCUGGAUCGGUCGAACGAGGAGGACAGCUGGUGGAACCAGAAAUCGCUUACCACGCUCGAUCUAAGCUCCAACACACUCACAACGAUCAGCGAAAACAUACAGAAUUUGGCCGAUCUUACCGUGCUGAAUCUGCAAGACAAUGCAUUAACAAGCCUGCCGAGCGGGAUCGGGGCGCUAACCAAGCUAACGAAGCUGACCGUCAGCCGCAACAAGCUGACCGAGCUGCCGGACAGCUUCUUUCAGCUGAAGGAGCUGAAGCAUCUCAACCUUUCGCACAAUGAGUUUCCCGAGCUGAAUCCGAACAUAAGCGAUCUAAUUAUGCUUGAAGUAUUGGACGUUUCGUUCAACAGCAUUAACGCUUUACCCGGUGGCGUUGGAUUUUUGGUAAGAUUGCAGCAAUUAACGCUGAACAAUAACCACCUAACGGAACUGCCGAACGAUAUCGUUAAUUUGCGCAAACUCCAGAAGCUCGAUCUUGCCAAGAACGACCUGAAGAAGUUGCCGCCCGUGAUGGGUGAACUGCGCCGGCUCGAGUGCCUGUACGUGCAGCACAACGACAUCGACGAACUGCCCGACUUUACCGGUUGCGAAGCACUGAAAGAGUUGCACAUUUCGAACAAUUUCAUCAAAACGCUGCCGGGCGACUUUUGCGAGAAUCUGCCCCAGCUGAAAGUGCUCGAUCUGCGCGACAACAAGAUCGAACGCUUGCCGGACGAAAUCGCGCUGCUGGCCAGCUUGACCAGGCUAGAUCUGUCGAACAAUACGAUCAGCAGUUUGCCCUCGUGUCUGUCCACGCUGGCCCAUCUCGUUAGCCUGCAGGUGGAGGGCAACCCGAUCCGGUCGAUCCGGCGCGAUAUUAUUCAGUGCGGUACGCAGCGUAUACUGAAAACGCUGCGAGAGCGGGACGGAAGCAAGGGGAAGCUUGAGGCACAAAGCAAAACGGGCUCGUCGUCGGUGGUGAAGAGUUCCAUCUUCGCCGCCGAGAGCACCUUUCCGGACGUGUAUCAGAUGCGCAAGGGCCGUGCGCUGAUCGUGUGCUCCAAGGGAUUGGUCGACAUACCGGAGGCGGUGUUUCUGGAUGCGCUCGAGGCGUGCGUUUACAAUGUGGAUAUAAGCAAGAACAAGCUAACCGCUGUACCGGCAGGACUAACCAAUCUAUCCUCCCUGCUGACGGAGUUGAACGUGAGCUUCAACCUGCUCCAAACCGUGCCGGCCUUUUUCUCACAGUUCGAAAAGAUCAGCUACCUUAACCUAUCGAACAACCAGCUGGCCGAUCUGCCGGAGGUGGUCGGGCUGCUAGUCACGCUGCGCGAGCUGAACGUCGUCAGCAAUCAGCUCAAGCGCAUACCGGACUGUGUGUACGAGCUGCGCGGUUUGGAAAUUUUGCUUGCCAGCGGGAAUCAAAUCGAGGAAAUAGACGCCACGGAGCAUGGGCUCGGCGCGCUGAAGCGGCUUGCCACGCUGGAUUUGGCCAACAAUAACAUCAAGCACGUACCGCCGAUGCUGGGAACGCUGAAGAACAUCACCACGCUGGAACUGAUCGGCAACAGUUUCCGUCAACCGCGGCAUCAAAUAUUGGAAAAAGGAACCGAAUCGAUCAUGUCCUACCUGAGGGAUCGUAUCCCCCAGUAGCGUGUUCCGGCUACGUUUUGUGCACCAAAUUGUUGAACUUGUUUGUCUGCCUGCCUUGCUUGCUUGCUUGCCGCUUGUUUUCGCAUUCCUUGCACGCAUUUAGAUGGCCAUAUUUCAGGGAGAUAUUAUGUAACGAAUGAAAUACCAAAAAAAGAGAGAACGAAGAGCUAAUAAUAAAAUCAAAUACCUGUUUUUAUCACUACACCAA
Anopheles stephensi (Asian malaria mosquito) is the source of this 2532-nucleotide messenger RNA. It is a transcript of the gene f-cup, whose product is annotated as leucine-rich repeat-containing protein 40. The record is from RefSeq and is a predicted model, not a curated record. Bases 573 to 2324 code for a protein of 583 amino acids. The transcript has 7 exons. Gene Ontology annotation, molecular function: protein binding. Lineage: Eukaryota; Metazoa; Arthropoda; Insecta; Diptera; Culicidae.